This is a messenger RNA of Trichoderma atroviride IMI 206040, 396 nucleotides long. RefSeq lists its product as uncharacterized. Lineage: Eukaryota; Fungi; Ascomycota; Sordariomycetes; Hypocreales; Hypocreaceae. The record is from RefSeq and is a predicted model, not a curated record.
AUGUGGCGUCCCGUGAGGAGCAUGCUUCCACACAACAAAAAGUCGGCCUGUAUUUACGCGAUGCAAAACACUUUGGGGUUUGUGCACACCAAGAUUUUCCGGGUGGAUGCGGAUAUCCAUACCGUCAUCAUCAGGACCAGCUCGCCGUGGCUGAUGCGAGCAAUGACGGGAGGUCUUGAGCUCUAUAAUUAUGGCUGCCACUUGCCUUGGCUGGAAGGGCAUCAGCUGCUGUACUUGCAAGACUUGCGAAGGCUGGUGGGCCUCAUGCAAUCCAUGACGGAUCACGGGACGAAUCCCCUCAAGUUCAGGUUUUGGUGCGUUGAGCCGGAAGCCAACAGAGAGGCCAUUGAGCUUGCAAUGCGGGUCUAUAACGGCUCGAGGAGUACUCAGAAUUAA